CUCAUUAAGUAGGCUGAUAGCAGACAGAGAACACGCAUCAACCAUCUCGAGAGCCAAUUAUACAGCUCGCAAAGUCAGAUUCAUCCAUGGAUCCCUGCAGUAUAUUUUGCUCUUGGGUUUUCUUUUGUUUCCCACUCCCGCCCUUUGAAAUAUCCCAGGUGGAAUCUUAUUGAUGCAUCUUCACCCAUCGCUCGUCUUCAAAAUACUUUGCGCCACAACGCUUAUGGAGUUUCUUCAAGUCCUCACGACCAGCAUUGUCGUGGCCCUUCUCUGGGUGGUGACUGAGUCAAUCCGCCGUCUUUUCUUUCACCCUCUAUCCCACAUUCCAGGUCCCCGCCUGGCCGCUUUAACCUGGUGGUACGAAUUCUACUACGAUGUCAUUCUUCCGGGCAAAUAUAUUUUCAAGAUCCAAGAACUGCACGGUGAAUAUGGACCCAUUCUCCGCAUCACCCCAGACGAAAUCCACAUCAACGACAUUGGGUUCUCGGACACGGUCUAUGCUGGCUUGAGAGACAAGUACGAGUACCCAUUACGGGCCCUGCGAGUGCCUGGAGGAGUAGGCACCACGGCAGAUGCCAGGCUGCACAAGUUACGCCGCGAAGCUCUCGUGCCCUUUUUCAGCAAACGCAACGUUCUAUCCCUUCAGCAUCUGGUUACAGAAAAGGUCAACCAGCUAUCUAAUAUCAUCGCGAAACACGCUAGAGAAGCGUCGCCAGUCAAUCUAUCGGAUCUCUUUUUCGCAUUCUCCAACGAUGUUGUGACCAACUUUUUGUUCGCACACAAAACGAACGGCCUCGCAGAUGAGAAGCAGGCAGGUAUAUCUCGGAAUAACAGCAGACAACUCCUCCAGGGCGUCCAUGUUAAUAAACAUUUUCCCUGGAUCGCGGACUUCCUCGAGGCCCUUCCGACCUCCAUCAGCAGACCCUUGAUGCCCCCAGGUCGCGUUGAUAUGUUCAACCUGUUCGAUAGAGUCCGCGGAGAAAUAUCCAAUAUCAUACAAGCGCAAUCAUCUAAAGCAGGAACCGAUAAAAAACACAGACGAAAUCCCACCGAAAAAGAAGCCGUCUACGAGUCUAUCCUAGUCAACGAGUCCCUUCCACCACAAGAAAGAACUUUGACCCGAUUAGAGCAAGAAGGCGCCCUCCUCGCCCUAGCAGGAACAGAAUCCCCAGCUCUAUCCCUCAGCAUAAUUUUCUACCACCUGCUCUCCAACCCGUCAAUUCUAACUAGGCUUCGCGCGGAGCUCGAAACAGUCCCAAUUAACGCCUCAUGGUCCCAAUUAGAAAAACUCCCUUACCUCAUAGCAGUCAUUGAAGAAGGUAACCGUCUUUCAUUUGGUGUAACAGCACGCAUUGGUCGUCGUGCAUAUGAGGAGCUGAUUUACACUCCGUCAUCUUAUGCCACUACUCGUGGGACCGGAAAAUCAUACAAAAUCCCUGCGCAUACGCCAUUGACUAUCUCCACGCUGAGCGUACAUACUGCACCAUCCGUCUUUCCGGACCCAUUUACCUUCGACCCUGAACGCUGGUUAGGUGAGGAUGGCCGAGAGCGCAAGCGGUUCCAAAUGGCGUUUAGCAAAGGAAGUCGUAAGUGCCUGGGAAUCGAGCUUGCCAAUGCCGAGCUCUGCUUGGUGAUUGCGGCUUUAGUUCGCUUAUUUGAAAUGACCCUUUAUGAGACCGAUGCUAGAGACGUCUCUUUCAAGCAUGACUAUCAAAUCGCGAUGCCGAAGAUAGGAUCUAAAGGUGUCAGGGCAACUGUCAAAUUCAGAGUUGAGAAUAGCUAUAAUAAUAAUCUUCUCGAUUCAUAGCAUCAAACUAUUUUGAAUAUUAAGCUAUAAAAAAAAGACCAAAAAAUAAGAAGAAUACAUACAACAGCAGGGAUUCGCUGGUGGUCACCCACCCAACUACUAACCUGCC
This is a messenger RNA of Paecilomyces variotii, 1916 nucleotides long. RefSeq names its product cytochrome P450. The record is from RefSeq and is a predicted model, not a curated record. Gene Ontology annotation, molecular function: monooxygenase activity; iron ion binding; oxidoreductase activity, acting on paired donors, with incorporation or reduction of molecular oxygen. The coding region runs from base 173 to 1807 and encodes 544 amino acids. NCBI's taxonomy places the organism in Eukaryota, Fungi, Ascomycota, Eurotiomycetes, Eurotiales, Thermoascaceae. The transcript is spliced from 4 exons.